Molecule: messenger RNA, 10682 nt
Organism: Archocentrus centrarchus (flier cichlid)
Lineage: Eukaryota; Metazoa; Chordata; Actinopteri; Cichliformes; Cichlidae
Product: zinc finger protein 1035
Exons: 4
Coding region: 535-10047 (3170 amino acids)
Biological process (GO): regulation of transcription by RNA polymerase II
Cellular component (GO): nucleus
Molecular function (GO): DNA-binding transcription activator activity, RNA polymerase II-specific; RNA polymerase II cis-regulatory region sequence-specific DNA binding
Source: RefSeq, a predicted model, not a curated record
ACAGUUUUGGGCACACUGUCCGUAAUUGCGCAAAUACAGAUAAUGGAGGCGGAUCUAGCACGGCUAUCCUAGACGCAGCGAGUUGUGUAGGUACCGUGCUUCAAAAAAAAAAGGCUCAGGAGUGUUUUUGACUAAACAACCCCCAUCAGCUCUCUGAAAGGAAAAAAGAAAGAUUAUGCUGACGGUAUUCCACAGGAAGACGGAAGACACCGACAAGGAGGACAACCGCUUUCUCUUUACGCUGGCAAACAAAGCCGAUGCUUUAAGGUCUUCAGGGGAAGCCUGUUAAGUUGUUAUUACAAGACGGGACAUGUAACCGAUAAACCACAGAGGACGGCUGGCGGCGAAGCACGCAAGACCAACGCGGAGCUUUGAUCAGAAAACUGGAAUUAAUAUUUCUGAGAACUGGAUGGAUGCAGACAUUUUACCACCAGGUUUCGAGUCAGAUGUAAUUCACAUUGUCCCUGUAGAGUCCCUGCAUGUCCAGAAUAAGGAUUGGCUACAAUAAGCCUUAGUUACCAUUCCUUACUGAGGAUGGCUCAUGGGUGGGAUUCAUAUUUCCACAACCCCCCACCUCUACCAUCAGAUUCAGGGGCUUUGAGAAGGACAGCAGAGCCAGAUGGACACCUUUCCCAUCAUAUAGAGGACUUCACCGGACAUCAUGAUUUUGCCGGCACUGGCAAUUUGCAUGAAGCCCCGGUAUUUAACUCAGACUUCAACACGAACUAUUGCUCAGAUCCCAGUGUUGUGAAUUCCAGGUCAGAGUAUGUUUAUCAAAGAUACUGUAGUGAAACACCAUGGCAAGCUGAUGGAGAACAAAUAGGAAAGGAUUACUUGCAAAGAUGUGGAAAUGGUAAUAUCCCAGAUUUUGCCACAGAAGGAUUACAGACCUCUGACUCUUUUCCGUCAUCUUUUGGAACAGACUUUCAAGGACUUAAGGAAGAUUAUGAAAUGCCAAGUACAUCGUUUCUUGAGAACUACUCUGAUGUCAGCAGCUGCUCUGAUGCAGAUGGUGGUGAAACAAGGCCUCCUUGUAAGUUCAUGGAAAAUAAAUCCUAUACAAGUCCUAAAACUAAUAGUUCCGAAAAACACAGCUCAUCAGCAUGGUUUUUUACUCAUACGGAUAAUAUGACUUUUCCAACUGAGAGUUUGUGUUCAGGUAUGUCAGAGACUGAUGUAAUCUUGUCAUCAAAUGCGAAGACACAAGAAAACAUAGUUGAGUCUGCGCAGAACAGUUUGGAAAGUUUAGAAAAAACAGUCACAUCAUACACAGGACAUGAUCAGUCCUCUACUACCUCCUAUAUGAAGACAACUACAGAGAGCAAAACUGAGCUUGAAAUAAGUGAUUAUGGUGGUUUCCAAGAUGAGAAGCAAAAGAAGGAUGUGGGGAAAAAGCUUAGACAAGCUCAUUCAGACCUCUUGGUAAGUGGCCAUGAAAACUUUGGAGAUGGAAUAGAUAAGUAUCCAGACAGCAAUGAGGAAAAGCAGAUCACUUCAGCUGCUCCAAGUUUCAUAAGUACAUUUAAAUAUGAUCAAGAUCCCAUCAACGAAAAUGCAUCACAAAAGGAAAUGAAGGAACCGUUGAACCAAGAAAAUGAGGGACUUGAUCAUACAAACUCCACAGAUGGUCAAAAUGGAAAUGUGAGUGAAGAUGUGCAGAACAAUAGUGCAGCUUUUAAAGUGGAAACUAAAGAAUCAGGUUCAGUGGAAAAUGAAGUUUCAGAUGAGCAUAAAUCCCCAACUCCCAAUUCCAGCAUAUGUCAUGAAAAUAUGGAUACUGACUGUCAAAAGAAUGAAAUUCAGACAGAUGCCUUGAAAUCUUCCAAGGCACCAACUACUGAGACAUCCAAUUCUAAUGCUACCACACAGGAACUAUGGGAUUGCACAAAGACCAGUCAUAAUGUUGAAUCCAGCUCAUUAUCUAAACAACAGUCUGAUGAAAGUACAACUCAGAAUGAAGUUUGUAGAAGCCUUGAUGAGCUGAGUGAUACCAGUGUUGCAAGGCUUCCAGAACCCUGCUUGCUGCUAAAGAGCUCCAGCAAAGACAAACAUUUCAGUGUAGAUGAAGAACAAGCAAGUGCAGGAGGGAAGUCAGGUACCGAGACUUCUCUUGAUCCAGAGUGUAGUGGCCUAGGGGACACUAAUGACAAUUUAUCUGUGGACACUAGAGAUAAGAACAAGCAAGUUGUGGGCAUUCAUGUAGAGUCUUGCUUACAGUUGAAGAGCUCAAGUAUAGGUGCAAAUCCCCAUCUAGAUACAGAACUGGCAAGUGCAGUAGAAAAGACAAAGAUGACUCUUUCUCCAGAUCCAAAUUGUAGUCAUCCCUUUGUCAGUAAUGAAGAUACCUCUAGAAAUACUAGAAACACAAACAACUCCAGUGUUGCCACUCAUCCAGUCUCCUUCUUACAACCACAGACCUCUAGCACAGACACAAAUCACUCUCUAGAAAUGGAAGACACAAGUAAAUUGAAAAGGAGAAAUCUAACUGCUUUCCCAGAUCAAAGUCACAGUGAUCUCAGCAUCACAAAUGGCAGUCUUUCUAUUGAUACCAGUGACAAGAACAGACAAAGUGUUGAUAGUCAUUCAGAAUCCUGUUUGCAGCCAAAGAACUUAAACACGGACACACAUUCCCGCCCAGAAAGGACACAGACAACUCCACAAGAGAAGAAACCCUCAGUCUCCUCUCCAGGUCAAGACUGUAGUGGAGGUAGUGUCACUAUUGACAGUGACAAUUUCAGUGUUACUGGUCAUUCAGAAUCUUCCUUUCAGCUAAAGUGCUUAAACACAGACAUUCAUCCCUCUAUAGAAAUGGAGCCCACAAGUCAAUCUGAGAAGAAAAACCCAACCUCUUCUCCAGAUCAAGAUUGUAGUAACUCUAGUGCAACCAGUGAAAGUCCUGCUGUUGAUGUUACUGACAAGAACAAGCAAAAUAUUGCUGCUAACUCAGAAUCCUCCCUUCAGUUAGAGGGCUUAAACACAGGCAUAAAUUGUUCUCGAGAAAUGGAAAUCGCAAGUCAAGCAGAGAAGAAAAUGCCAACCUCCCCUCCAGAUCAAGAUUGUAAUUGUCCGAGCAUUACUAGUGACAGUAUUUCUAUUAAUACUAGAGACAAGAACAGGCAAAGUGUUUCUAGUAUUUCAAAAUCUUGCUUAAGAACAGACAUAUGUCCCUCUGCAGAACUGGAAAUCACAACCUCCUCCCCUGAUCGAGAUUGUGUUAUCCCCAGUGUAACCAAUGACAGUCUUUCUAUUGACACUAGUGAUGAGAACAAGCAAAGUGUUGCUGCUAAUCCAGUAUCCUCCCCACAGACAGAGAUCUCAAUCACAGACAUGCAUGUCUAUGUAGAAGAGGAAUGGAUAAGUCCAGCUGAUAGGACAAGAACAACCUCUUCCACAGAUCCAGAAUGUACAAGCCAUGUGGUGACAAGUGACUGUAACAAGCAAAGUGUUUCUGAUAGUUUGGAAUCCCGCUCGCAACCAAAACCUUCAACCACCAAUAUAAAUUCUUCAGACUGUACAAGUUCAGAAAUGAAUGCAAAUACAACCUGUUGUCCAGAUCCGCAACAACUACUACAUAAAAGUCUAGUGAGCCAAGAACCUUUGAGUCUUAGUGAAGAUUGGUCUGAAAAUGCUAGAGACUCAUUUGAAGACAUGGACUUUUCCACAGAGGACCAGCCAGACAUGCUAUAUGGUGAACCUUUGUCUAGAGAUGACACCUCAUGUGACACUAAUGAAACAAAACUUCAAUAUAAAGAAGCUGCCAGAACUGAUGGGGACAGCAUGGACCAUUCAGGAGGGCAAGCACCUCAACUAAGAUCUGCAGCAGAAAUGAGAAAAUUGUUGCAACCUGUUGUAGUAUUGAAGACCUUGGAGUCAACAAAUGGAAUGAGUGACACACAUUACUGUGCACACUGCGAACACAAAACUUGCAGCACAGAUAAUCUAAUUGAACACUACCAUUCUUGUCAUUCAUUGCAUAAUUUUGACUUUUGCAAGACUUGCAAUCUCUAUCUUUUGAGAAAAGAACAAGCUGGGAAACAUUUGUGUGGUGGAUUUACAGACAGGUCUCUGCAUCCUUCAGAUUCUAGUCCACAGAAAAAAGGAAAUCGCUUUGGCCACCAUAGGUGUGAUAGGUGCGGACUGAUAUUUUCAAAAAUAAUGCAUUAUAUCAAGCACAUGCGAACUCAUACUGGGAAAACGCCAUUUAGAUGUAAUGGCUGUGGCACUUAUUUUGCACAAGGUGGUAGCCUCCAAAGACACAAGCGCAUACCUGGUAGAUGCAAGCGGUCCAAGCUGCCAGUUGAAAAUCCUGAAGUCAGCCAAACUGCCACGCCAAAACAAAAGGAUGUGGUAGAAAGUGACACAAAUAUGUUGAAAUGUUUUGUAAAGCUUUUUGACAUAUCCAAGACAAAUCUGUGUGGAUUAUGUGGAAAAAGCUUUUCAACUGCAGAAAAGGUUAAAAAGCAUCUCUAUAAUGUACACCAUGGAAGGGGUACAGUAGUUUCAUUAAACCCAAGUCCGACAACAGGCAGUCAGAAUGCUGAAAAUCAGGAGAAAAUUCAAGAAGUGGAGAAUGGCAUAACAGGAAAAUUUAAAUGUCCCCUAUGCCCAAGGCUUUUCAAGUACUCUUACAACAGGGCUCGACAUUUGCGUGACUGUGUUAGAGAUGCUAUAUAUGGUGGCAAGGAAAAGGUUGAUGGUAAAUAUAGGUGUCCCUUGUGCCACACUACAUUCACUUUAACAUGCAACCGAUAUAGGCAUAUUAAAACAAACUGCCUCAAAGAAUUUCUUAAUCGACUUGCAAAAGAGAAGGCAAAACUGAGGACAAAGGUUGAGAAAGAAACAGUGGAAAGUGAGCCGAAACCACAAACAAAGGAAAAAGAACAGAAAAAACGAGUACCCCCAGCUUUGACAGCCCCCACGUCUGCGCCACGUUACAAAUGCAAUCUCUGUCCUGCAGUUUUCUGUCAUGCUUCUGGAAAGUACAGACAUAUGAAGAAGCACGAGUUGUUUAAACUCACGGGAAAAAUUAUCAAGUACAGGAAUUCAGUUUUCUCUAUCAAGUCUAAACCUGAAACUUUAAAUAGUACACCUAAUGAAGAAAAUAACGAUAACUUGAACUCAGCUGAAGCAAAGAACAGUCUUCCCCUGAGCUGUCGCUUUUGUGGUAAAUAUUUCAGCUCAUCGCAGUCACUGAAGAAACAUGAACACAAUCACCGUGGAGAAAGACCAUACCGGUGUCUGGAAUGUGGAAAGGGAUUCAAGAAGCGUUCCCAUCUGAUUGGUCACAAAAUUGUUCACCAGAGGAGGAUACAGUGCACUGUCUGCAAAAAGAUUCUACCAACUAUUGGAGAACUGAUCCAGCACAGAAGUUCACAUCUUAAAAGGGGAACACUUCAAUGCCCAGACUGUACCAUGCAGUUUCAGCAUCCUGCACAUCUCCUCAGACAUCUAAAAACCCACAAAAAUAGAGAAAACAAGGCACUUCAUGUUGAAGAGAGAACAGAAUCAAAGCAUCAGCAGUCCUUGGACCCUGUAAAGGAACAGGUUGAACCAAAGCAGAUACAAUGUUCCUUAUGUAAAGAGAUAUUUGAUGAUGCCCAAGUACUAAGAAAACAUUGCCUCACCCAUAUAUCAGGAUCCUCUACAAACCAGUGUCCAUUUUGCAAAAGAAAUUUCAAUAAUCGCCGCUAUUUGCUGCGCCAUAUGAGCAUUCACACUGGGGACAAACCCUUCUCCUGCCCCACCUGUGGAAAACAGUUUUACCGUAACAUAUGCCUUAAAAUUCACAGUCAGAAAUGUUCACCACCUCAAACCAGAGACCUUGAGCCUGAAACAAAGACAAGGAGACAAUAUCCAUGUCCCUAUUGUCCACGGAGAUUUUGUAAAAAGGACCGUUGGAAAAAUCAUCAACAUGCCCACAAGAUAAAUUCUGUGCAUCCAUGCUCAAGAUGUGGGCAGUACUAUGGACCUAAUAAAAUGAGACAACAUCAGAGGAACUGUGAGGAGACAACAGAGCUCAGUACUCCUGACAGCAACUUUAGCAAAAUGAGUCUACAGACACGCCAAGAUACUCCUAAAAUGCCCUUACAGUCCAAUACAACCAAUUUGUUUCAGUUUAAAUGCCCUUACUGUAGCCAGAGGUUCAGGUUCAGGUCAUUAUUCUUGAGACAUCUGGUGUCUCACACUGGUGUGCAACCAUACGCUUGUAUGCACUGUGGUCAGAGAUACAGAUCACAGACAUUGUGUUUGCAGCAUGAAGCUUUCUGUGAUGGCAUUAACAAAGAUGGACCAUCAAAACUUAAAAGCACUUCUGCAAUAAAAGAGCCAAACACUCCUGCUCCCAUAGAGGCAGAACAGAAUCCCAAAGCAGAUGGUGAAACUGAGUACAAGUGCAAAUUCUGCACGAAGACCUUCAUGAAACCACGAUACCUGAGACGUCACAUUCUGACACACAAUGAAGUAAAGCCAUAUCGCUGUAAAGCCUGUGAUAGCUGCUUUUCAAGGUAUGAUCACCUGAAAGUACAUCAGACUCGCUGUAAAGGUAAAAAAACGCGAUUGGAGGUCCGUAUUCCCAAAAUCAGUUUAGAAGAUGUUGGCAAAGGUUGGCAAAAUAAGUUUGGCAUUGAGAGUGCUAAGAAACAGGAGACAUUUGAGUGUGAGGUCUGUUCAAGAAGCUACUCAACUCAGUCUAAGCUUUCCAGACAUUUCACCAUGUUCCAUGCGACAAAGUUAUUCAAGUGCACACGCUGUGGUUCAGCAUUCGCUCAUGAAAAAUCUCUGAAAAAGCACAAAAAGAUGAGAAGGUGCAGAAAGGUCUUGAGGGAAAAAAAUGCUUCUCUACUGCAGGGAACCAAUCCUCCAACAGAAAAUGUAACAGGAUCUCUUGAUAGGAUGAAAAGUCAAAUGCUGAGGAGGAUCCAGCCUUGUUUUAACAAGAAGUAUAAGUAUGUAUGUGGCUAUUGCCCUCGUGCUUUUGGAAACACCUGGCAGUUGCGCGUGCACACCCGCCUACACACAGGAGAAAAGCCAUAUUCCUGUGAUUAUUGUGGUGAGAGAUUUAUAAGGAAGGAUUAUGUCCAACGUCAUUUUGUGAAGUGCCCCAACAAACCCUUGCAAAGUACUGUUCUCUGUGACAUAUGUGGUGGAUUUUUCUCUGCGGGCAAGCUUGAAAAUCACAAGAAAGUUUGUGGUUUAACAACCUCAUCAGUGUCAACGGUUUCCCAAAGCCAACAGUCAGCCUCUCAAACCCCACCAAAAGGCUUUUCUUGUGCAUACUGUAGCUCACGUUUUUUGCUUUUCUCACAGCUCCAAGAACAUUUUUUGAGCACACACAAGCUGGAAACAAUGACUCAACCAGUGUCAACUGCCCCCCUACAGCAGCUUCUUUCAGACAUCAAAGAAGAGCCUGUAGAUGAGAGUUGUGAUGAACGGCUUAGUGACAAUUCUAAUUUAACAUGUAAAUUAGAUAGAGCUCUUAAUAUUGAGCCUCCCAAACAAUUUUUUUGUCAAGACUGUAAUAUGACCUUUGUAAAUAAAGCUGGACUGAGUGGUCAUCUACGUACACACGCAGUAGGCCGUCCUUUUAACUGUAAAUCCUGCAAUAAAGGAUUCUGGAAUAAAAGUCUCCUCCGAAAUCACUACAGGAAGUGUAGAAAUGGACGCAUUCCAAACCAGCAGUUGGAAACACCGUUAAAAGCAAACUUUGAUUUUGCGCUUAGUGACUCUGCUUUUGUGUUUGGAGAAGACUCCAAAACAAAUAUCACUGGGGUUUCCUGCAAAGAUGAACUAAUGGACAGUGCUACAAAAAAUUCUGAAGGCAAUGAGGUGCAAAGCAGCUCAAGUAAAGAGAAGAAAACCGUGCAGUAUCAAUGUUCAGAAUGUGAAAUGAGCUUCACAGAUGGCUUAGUGCUCAUCAGUCACCUUGAAGACCACGGAAGACAGGAACAAGAGAAAAAGCGCAAUACAUGUGUUAAGUGUGGGCGGGUGUGCACUAGUCAAGGAAACCUGGAAAAGCACAUGAGGAUGCAUGCAACUGAUCAGAAAUACUCUUGCUCUGACUGUUCUAAGCUGUUUUAUACCAUGUCUGAUCUUGAAGUCCACAGAACAAGUCAUGAUCCAAACAGGCCAUAUUCUUGCAAAUUGUGUAAUCAGCGGUUUUGGACAAGACCAUCUUUAUGCAGCCAUUACAGGGAAGCUCAUGAAGAUGAUGUAUUUAGUUGUCGAUUCUGCAGCAAAUCAUAUGCAGUAAAAAAAUCACUUGCAAGACACUAUAAAAAGUGGCAUCCAAAACAGUAUAAGGAUCUUGGAGCUGCUGUGAAGGAAAAGGGCAGCAGCGAACAACAGUCGAGCAGUCAAGUGAGUACAAAUGGUGACAGCGAUGAGGAUGAAAAUAAUGGCAGUGAGGACAGUGACUCAGAUUCUGCACCAUACUUCCCGUGCCACGUGUGCGGAAAGACCUUCCCAACAUCAGAAAGCCUGGAAGAUCACCAGCUCUGUCACCUGGGUGAAAAGCCGCAUGAAUGUGAACAAUGUGGUAAAUGCUUUUUCCAGUCAUCUCAGCUGCAGCAGCAUCAGCGAAUGCACAAGUCUGAAUUUCAGUGUCAGACGUGUGGCAGAGGAUUUGUGUCUCUCUUUGCUCUGCGCAAACACAAGCACAAUCACGGGAAAAAUCGUUCACUUCGUUGUUCCAAGUGUAACAUCUUUUUUACAGGACCAUCACAGCUAGCAGAGCACAUGUUUAUCCACCGUGAAGAGAAUUUCCCAUGUGAUAUUUGCAAUCGUGUGUUUCUGUCCAAGAGUAGCCGAGCUGAGCACUGGAAAACUCACUCCACAUCAAGUGACCAUCCUUCACCUUCACUGUCAAGGGGAGAACGUGAACAGCCUGCCUCACACUCUGAAAGCUCAUUCAGAUUCACCUCAGAGUUUAAAUAUCGCUGCGGUGUUUGUAGUGAGCGCUUCAGAGAUCCAGAGGAGCUCUCGGAGCACGGCUGCAUGGAAGCCAAAGAGCGGCCAUACUCUUGCACAGACUGUGACAAACAUUUUCUUCAUGCAUCUCACCUGAAAAAGCACAGGAACACCCAUCAACACUCACGGUCCAAUCAUGAAUAUCCCUGUAAUCAAUGCAACAGUAGCUUUGCCUCCUCUCAGCUCUUCUUGAGCCAUCUUAAGAGCCACAUUGGCACUGCAGCAGAAAUUAAACGUGAAAUUGAAGAUGAAGAUGACGAACCUUCACGUGGUUUCAUAUGCCCAGUUUGCAGCCAGUGUUUUGCUCGUGCCACGGAUCUGAUUCAUCAUUUCCCCACGCAUCCUGAUGGUACAAUUGAAAAAAUCAAAUUUGCCACUGGAAGCAAGCUUAAAGAACAUGACCAGCGUAAUCUGACCUCAGCUGCUGAAUAUGAAUGCAUUGAGUGUAAGGAGAGCUUUUUGGGGGAAGUUGCUUUCCGCCACCAUAAUUGUUCCCGUCAGCAGGCAAUAAAAUCAGAAUACUCAAAUUCAACCACUAAAAAAUCCAGCCCAACAUAUUUUCAAGCAGCAGGAGAGGAGGAGGAGGAGGAAGAGGAAGAGGUUGAUGUUACGGGAGAUGACUUGUACAACUGUCCUGUUUGCUCAGUGCGGUUCACCUCUAAAAACGUCCUCUUGGAGCAUCAAAAUAAAGAACAUCCAAAUGAGAAGCCAUUCACAUGCAACCUUUGUGGAAAAACAUUCGCCAGGAGGCGAUACCUGAGAGAGCACGAGCGUAGGCAUCGCCAAAAAGCUCAAAACGAAACUCAAUCGGCCGAACGCAAUUUCAGAUGUUCUCAAUGCCAAACCAAAUUCACAACAGCACAAGAUCUGUCUUUGCAUAUGAGAAAGCAUGCUGAAAAAGAAGUUGGAGAGUACCGCUGUGACAUGUGCUACAAGUCAUUUAGCCAGUGGUCUCUUCUUAAGCAACACCAAGAAAGUCACGUUGGCGAGGUUGUGUAUGAAUGCACAGAAUGUGACAAAGCCUUUGCUUUUCCUCACCUGCUGGAGGAACAUCAACAGACUCAUGCAGCAUCCUCUGAGUAACAGUUCCUAAAUACCACAUACCUUAACUUCCUAACUGUAACUAGAGUAUCUUCAAACCCUGUUCAUGCCUUACAUCUGACAGUGUACCUCCACUUGUACUCAAUAUUUAGAACCACUUUGUAUUUGUUUUUUCUUGUGCAUACUUGGAAAGCACUUGGCUCUAAUGGAGGGUCUUCUCCUGAAUUUUUAUUCACAUUGUAUAUAUUUUUAGUUCUGAUGUUGGGAUUUGUAUACAAUAAAUAAGCAACGUAGUUUCUUGAGAGUAUUUGUAAAAUUGUCAAAAGCAGUUUAUUAUUCUGUUUAAACAAAAAAGCAUGACAGAAUAAUGUCUUGGGGAAAGAUUUAAUUUCUGAUCAUUUUUUUAAGUUUGGCAUAUAUUUUGAAAUCAUUUUAAACAGUUUUUGUCGGUAUGUAAAGUAGACUUUACAGUGGUCAUUUUAAUCCAUUGAUAUUUUGUAUGGUAUGACCAUUCAUGUACUAUAUAUAAUUUUGUAAUUUUUAGUUUUGUUUCCUUUGUUUGUCAAAGGGAGCUUUUUUGAUAAAGAGAAAUAUCUUGUACAUUCAAAAGAUAUUGAAUUUUCUUUCCACAACUUAAAAAUGUUACUUUUGAGAAAUAUGAGUUGAUGCAUUUAAAU